Molecule: messenger RNA, 796 nt
Organism: Entrophospora candida
Lineage: Eukaryota; Fungi; Glomeromycota; Glomeromycetes; Entrophosporales; Entrophosporaceae
Source: the annotation of a GenBank genome assembly
AUGGCAAUACACGAAUUUCCAGAUCCUCCUAACAUAAAAAAAUUUUCUAAUGCAACUGAAAGAAUAUUCAAAUUAUUUAGAAAUGCUUGUGAUGUGGCUUUGGAUUUUAAGAAUGAAUAUUUUGAAAACAAAAUCAAGUCGGUUAAAAAAUGUAGAAGGGAAUUCCAUUCAAUUGCUUAUGACACAAUUGAUCGAGCUGACGAAUUGGUUAAAUUUGGUGGAGAUAUAAUGAUCCUUGUUGAAUUUUAUAAUGAUGAGGAUGUUACUAACGAAGAUAUAAGAGGUUUAUUGGAUAAACUUUUAAAUGAUGCUAAAACUAAUAAAACUACAAUAGAAGAAACCAACUCCAAAAUUAUAACUCUUAAAAAUAACAUGAAAAAGAUUCAUGAUGAAUUAUUAAAAAAAAUCGGGGAAAAGGUUGAUCCUACAAUAUACAAUAACUUAAAAGAUGCUGAAUCUAAAAAAAAAAUUUUAGAUAUAGUGACAACAGCCGCUUUUACGAUAUGUGGAAUUGGAAAAGAAGUUGCCAGAUUACGGGAACCUGUACAAAUGAUUGAUAAAUCAAAAAGUUUAGAAAAUGGUAUUUACUCGAUAAUUACAUUUUUAAAUGAGCUUAAAGGAUUCUGGGAGAAACAUAUUGUUGAAUUAGAAAGGCUUAUUGAAAGAUUAAAAAGUUUAAGUGAGAAUAUUAGACCUCAUCCUAACAGAUCAAUAAUCAAAUGUUUGGAAAACCGAUGGAAGGAAACAAUUAAAGAAUGUGAACAUCACUCUAAUGUCACAAGAUAUGAAUUAGAUC